Messenger RNA from Ipomoea triloba (trilobed morning glory), 2118 nucleotides. RefSeq names its product plastidial pyruvate kinase 2-like. Gene Ontology annotation, molecular function: pyruvate kinase activity; potassium ion binding; magnesium ion binding. Gene Ontology annotation, biological process: glycolytic process. Bases 165 to 1901 code for a protein of 578 amino acids. Lineage: Eukaryota; Viridiplantae; Streptophyta; Magnoliopsida; Solanales; Convolvulaceae. The record is from RefSeq and is a predicted model, not a curated record. The transcript has 13 exons. Gene Ontology annotation, cellular component: chloroplast stroma; cytoplasm.
UUGAGAGCCCCCCAUUCCGUCCUUCCGCCAAACUCAGCGGCGAUUUCUUCAAAGUCUGUCUCUCAUUUCCGCCGCCGCACCUUUAUACUCUCCCUCCGCUCUCAUUUCUCCACCACUUCACUUUCUCUCUCUAAAUUCCAAAUUCUCUCACUCUCGGAGGAAGAAUGGCUCAGGUGGUGGCUACUCGCUCGAUUCAGAGCUCGUUCCCGAGCCCUAGCUGCGGAUCACUCAACAGAAGAGUGGAGAAGCUCAAGCCGGCUGGCUUCGGCUCCACAUUGUUGUCUCGGAGUGGGCGGAGCAAAAGCUCUAAAGCUGUGCGGAUUAAUGCGCCUGUGAUUACUGCCAAGCUAUCUGCACGCGCUGAGCCCCAAGUCCUCCCCGUGUCUCCUGCCGAUGUUUCCCAGGAUGAAGAACAAAUUCAGUAUUUACAGACAGUUCAGCAACUUGGUAACACUUCAGUGGGUAUGUGGUCUAAACCCAUAGUGAGGCGUAAAACAAAGAUCGUUUGCACAAUUGGUCCUUCUACCAACACAAAAGAAAUGAUCUGGAAGCUGGCUGAGGCUGGAAUGAAUGUUGCUCGUCUCAACAUGUCUCAUGGAGACCAUGCUUCUCAUCAAAAAGUGAUUGAUUUGGUUAAGGAAUAUAAUGCCCAAUCAAAAGACAAUGUCAUUGCCAUCAUGCUUGAUACCAAGGGUCCUGAGGUUAGGAGUGGUGACUUACCCCAACCAAUCACUUUAAAAAGUGGACAAGAAUUCAGUUUCACAAUUCAAAGGGGUGUUGGCACAGCUGAUUGUGUCAGUGUGAACUAUGAUGAUUUCAUAAAUGAUGUUGAAGUUGGGGACAUGCUUCUUGUUGAUGGUGGCAUGAUGUCUUUGAUGGUGAAAUCCAAGACGAAAGAUUCAGUGAAGUGUGAAGUUGUUGAUGGAGGAGAGCUUAAAUCUAGAAGACAUCUUAAUGUUCGAGGCAAAAGUGCCACACUUCCAUCUAUUACUGAAAAGGACUGGGAUGACAUCAAGUUUGGAGUGGACAAUAAAGUAGACUUUUAUGCUGUUUCUUUUGUCAAAGAUGCUGCAGUGGUUCAUGAAUUGAAGAAUUAUUUGAAAAGCUGUGGUGCGGAUAUUCAUGUUAUUGUCAAAAUUGAGAGUGCAGAUUCCAUUCCAAAUUUGCAUUCAAUAAUAACUGCAUCUGAUGGGGCAAUGGUUGCAAGAGGUGAUCUUGGUGCAGAGCUACCAAUCGAAGAUGUCCCAUUAUUGCAGGAAGAAAUAAUCAGGAUAUGCCGCAGUAUGGGAAAAGCUGUAAUUGUUGCUACAAAUAUGCUAGAAAGCAUGAUUGUUCAUCCAACCCCAACCCGAGCAGAGGUAUCAGAUAUUGCCAUUGCAGUCAGAGAAGGUGCUGAUGCUGUUAUGCUUUCUGGUGAAACAGCUCAUGGAAAGUUUCCCCUGAAAGCCGCUAAAGUUAUGCACACUGUCUCCUUGAGGACUGAAGCAACCAUAGUUGGUGGCGAAACAUCACCCAAUCUAGGCCAAGCCUUCAAGAACCAUAUGAGUGAAAUGUUUGCUUUCCAUGCCACCAUGAUGUCUAACACACUUGGAACCUCUAUCAUCGUCUUUACAAGAACUGGUUCCAUGGCCAUUUUACUGAGCCACUUUCGACCUUCAGGCACUAUUUUUGCCUUCACAAAUGAGGAGAGGGUACAACAGAGAUUGGCUUUGUACCAAGGUGUAUGCCCAAUUUAUAUGGAGUUCUCCAAGGAUGCUGAGGAGACUUUCACAAACGCAUUGUCAAUGUUGCAGAAGCAAGGGAUGGUGAAGGAAGGAGAGCAGGUAGCGCUUGUUCAGAGUGGCACACAACCAAUCUGGCGACUUCAAUCCACUCACAACAUUCAACUUAGGAAAGUUUAAAGCCUUUCAUUUCAUUUCAUUUCAAUUGGAACCCCUUUUUUUUUCUUCCAUCCUAGCUAUUUUUUUUUGCCCCAACUCAUGUUGCAUGUUACUUCUGUAAUAUGUUGCUCUACGUAUUGUGCUUUCUAUUCAAUGCAAGUAAUGAAUAAAACCAUUCAAUUUACUUUAGUAUUGUGCUUUCUAUUCAAGGCAGUAAUGAAUAAAACCAUUCAAUUUA